Phragmites australis (common reed) is the source of this 1343-nucleotide messenger RNA. RefSeq lists its product as uncharacterized. The record is from RefSeq and is a predicted model, not a curated record. The transcript is spliced from 9 exons. The coding region runs from base 170 to 943 and encodes 257 amino acids. Lineage: Eukaryota; Viridiplantae; Streptophyta; Magnoliopsida; Poales; Poaceae.
UUUUCUCUCCACGCGCCAAAACCCCAGCCACCAUCUCCCCUGCUCCUCCCGUUGCCACCAAAAUCCCCAGGAAAAAACACUCACUUUGGAGCGACAAUCCCCAAGAAUCACACAUCAGUAGCACUACUGCCUCUGACGCGCGUCGGGGAAGAGCGGGAAGGAGGGAGAGAUGUCUGUGCAGUGCGCGGUCCGGGCGCUCGCCGCGCUCCCAGCGCCGGCCUCCCCGCACCGCCGGGCAACUCGCGUCUCCCUUUCCCUUCCGCUCCGCCGGCCGGGGCGCACCGUCGCGCCCGUCCGCGCCGCGGACUCAUCCCCUCCCGCCGCGCAGCCAGCCGCCGCCGCCGGCAAGGCCGUCGUCCAGGACGACGAGUUCUCCCUCGCAAAGGUGUCCUUUGGUGUGAUUGGGCUCGGUCUUGGGAUCUCGCUCCUGUCCUAUGGAUUUGGGUCGUAUUUCAACCUUCUCCCUGGCUCCGAGUGGUCCGCUCUGCUGCUGACCUACGGGUUUCCCCUCACAAUCAUCGGCAUGGCCCUAAAGUAUGCUGAACUGAAACCAGUGCCCUGCAUAACCUACGCUGAUGCUUUUGCUCUAAGAGAAAAGUGUGCCACCCCUAUUCUCAAGCAAGUUAGGAGUGAUGUUACGCGUUUUAGAUAUGGUGAUGAGCAGCACCUGGAGGAAGCACUACAGCGAAUCUUUCAAUAUGGUUUGGGUGGUGGCAUUCCAAGACGUAGUGCACCUAUAUUACAAAAGAUUCGAGAAGAAGUAACUGAGGAUGGGAAAUACUGUUUAGUACUCGAAUUUGAAGCCAAAGCAUUGGAGCUAUCUGAUUUUGAGAAGAGACAGGCAAAAUUCACUUCCUUUUUUGGUCCUGGGAUUAAGGCAGAAAUUGGAAAAGGUGGCGGCGAUGAUCUAUAUGAAGUCCGCCUUAUCUCGGAGACUACAUAGGAAACAGACAUUGAAGACAUGUCCAGUUCCCUUUUUCACUAAUACAAGAAAAAAAUUGUCUUAUUUUCGUUGCUCCACUAAUUUUGCAUAUAUGAUGUUAAUAGUGCUUAAGUUUUUACCCUUUUCUUUGUUUUGGCUUCUGAGCUUUGACGUCUACUGGUUGUUGACUGAGACCGGGCAUUUUCAUACGCUGCAUGGACAUGUGCACCGAAAAAGAUGUUGUAGUAUAGAUGUAAAUGGACUUGACUGGUAACUUUGUCCAUAUAGUAGAAAUGGAUUAGCUGUCUUUUAUCUUUGGAACUGUCGAAUAAGUUGAAUAUUCCUGGAGUUGGCGUAUUAGUCUAUGUAAUCUUUGCAGUCCAUCUAUAUGGCUAUAUAUGUAACUUGUAUUUUUUUUUCA